CAACACCUGAAGCACGUAGGUUGGAUGAGGGUGACUGCGAUCCGUUUGCUGGUCUGUGUGUCGAAUCUUUACGAGUUUCUUAAACAGAAUUCCGGUCUGUUACGGUCCACCAUCGGCAUCGUCGAGGGUGCCGUCACAACCAUAAUUGGCCCCGUCUAUGAGAAGUUUAAGGACGCUCCGGGUCAUCUUGUGUUUCUUGAUAGGAAGGUAGACGAGGCUACUCACAAAUUUGACGAGCAUGUGCCACCAGCAGGCAAGGAAAUGGUGAACCAAGCGCGAUAUUUGGUUCACAGGGCUGCACAAAAGGCUCAGAAAUUAGUCGACGAGGCUCGACCUAGCGGCGCUACGGCUCUUUGAACUACGCCGCGAGUGAGUACAAGCAGUUCGUCCUGGUGAUUUCGACCAAGUUGUGGGUACAAAUGAACCACAGUUCAGCUUUCCACUCGGUUGCGGAGAUGAUCAUUUCCACGGCGAAGAAUUUGUCCUAGAAGUAAAACUGCUUGGUUAAGGACAUGAGCGGGAAACGUUACCCUGUGUUCAAGUAUUUGCCAUUGACCCGUUUGCCGAGUUGAGUAAAGCCGUCAAACAAGCUGAAGCGAAGGACAAGAAACACGUCGACGCUCGUAAAUCGGAUUCCGAUUCCGGUUCUGGAUCGAAUUCAU
Messenger RNA from Hibiscus syriacus, 662 nucleotides. RefSeq names its product REF/SRPP-like protein At1g67360. The record is from RefSeq and is a predicted model, not a curated record. Bases 25 to 357 code for a protein of 110 amino acids. The transcript is spliced from 2 exons. Lineage: Eukaryota; Viridiplantae; Streptophyta; Magnoliopsida; Malvales; Malvaceae.